Messenger RNA from Miniopterus natalensis, 1819 nucleotides. It is a transcript of the gene N4BP3, whose product is annotated as NEDD4 binding protein 3. Gene Ontology annotation, cellular component: cytoplasmic vesicle. NCBI's taxonomy places the organism in Eukaryota, Metazoa, Chordata, Mammalia, Chiroptera, Miniopteridae. The record is from RefSeq and is a predicted model, not a curated record.
UGAUGGAGCCUCUUGAUCCCUAGAAGCAGCUGCCUGUGCCCCGUUGAAACUUCAUGGCCACAGCCCCCAGCCUUGCUGGCAUUGCCAUGGGCAGCGUGGGCAGCCUGUUGGAACGGCAGGACUUCUCCCCCGAAGAGCUACGGGCAGCACUUGAGGGGUCCCGAGGCUCCCGCCAGCCAGAUGGGCUGUUCCGGAAGGGCUUGGGCCAACGUGAACUCCUCAGCUACUUGCACCUCCCCAAGAAAGACAGCAAGACCACCAAGCGGGCUGCUCGGAACGAGCCUGCCGACUAUGCCACCCUCUACUACCAGGAACAUCCCCGGGCUGGUGACUUCAGCAAGACCUCGCUGCCUGAGCGGGGACGUUUCGACAAGUGCCGUAUUCGCCCAUCGGUGUUCAAGCCUGUGGCGGGUACUGGGAAAGGCUUCCUGUCCAUGCAGAGCCUGGCAGCCCACAAAGGCCAGAAGCUGUGGCGCAGCAACGGCAGCCUGCAUACUCUGGCCUGCCACCCACCCCUGAGCCCGGGGCCCCGGGCCAGCCAGGCACAGGCCCGUGCCCAGCUGCUGCAUGCCCUCAGCCUGGAUGAGGGCGGCCCCGAACCCGAGCCCAGCCUGUCUGACUCCUCCAGUGGGGGCAGUUUUAGCCGAAGUCCUGGCAUGGGCCCUGGCCCCUUCAGUUCCUCCCUGGGUCACAUUAACCACCUUGGGGGCUCCCUGGACCGUGCCUCUCGGAGUCCAAAGGAGGCUGGGCCGCUGGCUGUGUUGAGCUGCCUGCCUGAGCCCCCACCCCCCUACGAGUUCUCUUGUCCCACUGCCGAGGAGGUGGUGGCCAUGCUUCCUGACACCUGUGAGGAUCUCAAGAGGGGCCUCAGUGACGAGGAUGGCGCCAAUCACUUCACACAGGUGCUAGAGGAGCGCCAGAGGUUGUGGCUAUCUGAGCUGAAGCGCCUAUACCUGGAGCGGCUGCACGAAGUGGCCCAAAAGGCUGAGCGCAGCGAGCGAAACCUCCAGCUACAGUUGUUUGUGGCCCAGCAGGAACAGCGUCGCCUGCGCAAGGAGCUGCGGGCACAGCAGGGCCUGGCUGCUGAGCCUCGGCCCCCAGAAGCUGAUUCCAGCACUCGGCCAGAGGAAGAAGCGCGAUGGGAGGUGUGCCAGAAGACAGCGGAGAUUAGCCUCCUGAAGCAGCAGCUGCGGGAGGCCCAGGCCGAGCUGGCACAGAAGCUGGCUGAGAUCUUCAGCCUAAAGACACAACUUCGGGGCAGCCGGGCACAAGCCCAGGCCCAGGAUGCAGAGUUGGCCCGGCUGCGUGAGGCUGUGCGGAGCCUGCAGGAGCAGGCCCCUCGGGAGGAAGCCCCAGGUAGUUGUGAGACCGAUGACUGCAAGAGCCGUGGGCUGUUGGGGGAGGCAGGAGGCAGUGAGGCUGGAGAUGGUGCUGAGCAGCUUCGGGCCGAGCUGCUACAGGAGCGACUCCGAGGCCAAGAGCAGGCACUACGCUUCGAGCAGGAGCGGAGGACAUGGCAGGAGGAGAAGGAGCGGGUGCUGCGCUAUCAGCGAGAGAUCCAGGGGGGCUACAUGGAUAUGUACCGCCGCAACCAGGCACUGGAACAGGAGCUGCAGGCACUGCGGGAGCCCCCUGCACCCUGGAGCCCUCGGCUUGAAUCCUCCAAGAUCUGAGGCCAGUGGAGCAAGCUGACAGCAGAAGCACUGUCAGAAGAUGGCUUGGGCAAGCUUGCCCUGAGAUGGCCGGCUCCUUCCUGACAUUAGUCUGGGGCAGAAUCCGCUGAAGCCAGCCAGGGAUGGGGAGGCUCACGGAGAGGAGG